Messenger RNA from Aspergillus affinis, 948 nucleotides. RefSeq names its product C2H2-type zinc finger protein. The record is from RefSeq and is a predicted model, not a curated record. Lineage: Eukaryota; Fungi; Ascomycota; Eurotiomycetes; Eurotiales; Aspergillaceae. Gene Ontology annotation, biological process: regulation of transcription by RNA polymerase II. Bases 1 to 948 code for a protein of 315 amino acids. The transcript has 2 exons. Gene Ontology annotation, cellular component: nucleus. Gene Ontology annotation, molecular function: DNA-binding transcription factor activity, RNA polymerase II-specific; RNA polymerase II transcription regulatory region sequence-specific DNA binding.
AUGGAAAUGGCUUGGUGCAAUAAUUGUUACCGGUCGUUCAAGAGCCAGGAGGCUCUUGAGCAGCAUAUCCAAAACUCGCCGGCCCAUAUUCCAUCAUUUGAUUGCUUUCUAUGCAACCGGUCGUUCAAGAGUCAGGAGGCUCUUGAGCAGCACAUCCAAAACUCGCCGGCCCAUAUUCCAUCAUUUGAUUGCGUUCUAUGCAACCGGUCAUUCAAGAGCCAGGAGGCUCUUGAGCAGCACAUCCAAAACUCGCCGGCCCAUAUUCCAUCAUUUGAUUGCUUUCUAUGCAACCGGUCGUUCAAGAGUCAGGAGGCUCUUGAGCAGCAUAUCCAAAACUCGCCGGCCCAUUUCCCAUCAUUUGAUUGUGAUCUGUGUAAACGGUCGUUUAAGAGCCUCCUGGCUCUUGAGCAGCACAUUCAAUACUCUUCUGCACAUCUAGCGCCUCCUAGUACACCCUUGAACCGAUUUUUUCAGUCUUUUCCGCAAUUUGAGUUUGACCCAAAUCUGCCAGCUGCCGUUUCCUAUGCACGAUUGCAACAGUUUUAUGGAUGGAAAAGAGGUAGUGUGGACUCUGAGGAAGCCUGGACAAAAUACCAAGAUGCACUUCGUGAAGAAUUCAGUCUCUGGUUUGGAUCAGAGAAUGAUCUCGCUGCCUGGCAUUCACUUUGUCGAGCUGUUAAUCUACACCCUCUUCCUAAAACAUGUUCUCAAUGUAAAACGGCUAUAAGAAAAUUAUACAUCAAUAUCGUCGAUUUGAUUGACUGGGCCCGUGGUGGCAGGAACGUUGGGGGGAUUCGACAAUUCGAGAGUCUAACAGAGUUGCGUGAAUAUUCGAAGAAAUCUCACAAAAUUUUUCACAACACUCUAGACGACUCAGGUGAUGGCGAUGUAGUACUUCGGCAUUUGCUCCGCUUUAUCCACCGCCGUGUGGAUAAUCAGGAUGAAUAG